Molecule: messenger RNA, 763 nt
Organism: Laccaria bicolor S238N-H82
Lineage: Eukaryota; Fungi; Basidiomycota; Agaricomycetes; Agaricales; Hydnangiaceae
Exons: 7
Coding region: 267-653 (128 amino acids)
Source: RefSeq, a predicted model, not a curated record
CACUACGCAGGAAUGGCUCCCGUGCGCGAAAGACGCGGAACGCUUCAAGAAAAAUUCAAAUUAGUUGAAUGUCCAAAAUGAGAGGAGAAGGAAUACACAUUCGGCGGUCGUCCACACCCGAAUGAAUCUACGCGCUUUGGUACUUCCUUCACAGAACCACGAAACCGUAUUAUUGGAGAGUUCAAACACUCAGGACAUCGGGAAUACUACCCGUAUAGGACUCUGACACGUCAAGAUGGAAUAUCCAUCUGUGCGGUUUAAGCGCGAUGAAGAAUCGAGGGAGGAGGAGCAUAUCCUUACACAUUGUUCAGAAUGCAAAGAAUGUGAGAUAUUCUUGUCCACGUCUGGCAUGCUGCGAAUGGAGGAAUGUGAGGAAUGGUACAAAAUACGGGAAACAAUGCGCCCGCCAUAAUCUUUCACUAACAGAACUUACAGGUAUCAGUGCGAUGGAUCUGGAAGGAGGGGGCUAUCAUUCUUUCUCUAAAUAUACGAGUAGAUAUGUGAGUUGCGCUUGGACAAAAACAAUACACUGCGAAUGGAGGAAGUUAGGGAGUGUUCUGGAAAUUCUGAGGUACAGGCUUGGCGGGGUCCUGAAGGGGACUCUUACACGUAGGAUUGUCAGCCUUACCAAGGUGUUUCAAGCGAGAUCCUGAAAUUAGAAUCAUGGGAGUCGAAAUGUGGCAAAAUUAUUGACUCCGAGUAGCUUGCAUCGCGGCUGCCUCAAUAAGUGGUGUAUAAAAAAUUUAAUAGUUGUAAUACAUAA